AUGAAUAAAAAAACGAUGCAGCAGAAAAGGCAAUCCAUGGUGAAAAAUAAGAGCGAGAUAUACCCGCAGAAGAGCCUGAACCUGGGGCAGAAGUCAAAAAGCAGAGGCAAAAGUAUGAACGGAAAAAUUAAGGUGGUCGUAAGGAAGAGACCCAUCAGUGAAUUAGAAAAAAAAAGGAAAGACCUGGACAUCAUAACAGUGAAGGAUAAUUCCACCAUAUAUAUAGACGAGCCAAGAUACAAAGUGGACCUCACCAAAUACGUGGAGCGACACGAAUUCAUAGUAGAUAAAGUAUUCGACGAAACAGUAGACAAUUUUACCGUCUACAUAAAUACAAUAAAGCCGCUAAUUGUAGAUAUUUUCGAAAGUAAUUGUGUCUGUUCAUGUUUUGCCUAUGGACAGACCGGGUCAGGAAAGACGUAUACCAUGUUAGGGUCCCAACCCUAUGGACAAAGCGAAACGCCAGGCAUUUUCCAAUACGCAGCAGAAGAUAUAUUCAGCUUUUUAAAUCUAUACGAUAGUGAUAACAGUAGGGGGAUUUUCAUUUCCUUUUACGAAAUUUACUGUGGGAAAUUAUACGAUUUGUUACAGAAAAGAAAAAUGGUAGCCGCUUUGGAAAACGGGAAGAAAGAGGUAAUUGUGAAGGAUUUAAAAAUUUUAAGAGUCUAUUCUAAGGAGGAGUUAAUUGCCAAAAUGAUAGAUGGAGUCAUGUUGAGGAAGAUUGGAGUGAACUCUCAAAAUGAUGAGUCGUCUAGAUCACAUGCUAUUUUAAACAUCGAUUUGAAGGACAUACAUAAGAAUGUCUCUCUGGGCAAAAUUGCCUUUAUAGAUUUGGCUGGCAGCGAAAGGGGUGCAGACACCGUUGCGCAGAAUAAACAAACCCAAACGGAUGGAGCGAAUAUUAAUAGAUCCUUGUUAGCUCUGAAGGAAUGCAUUAGAGCCAUGGAUUCCGACAAACAUCAUAUUCCAUUUAGGGAUUCAGAGCUAACUAAAGUCUUGAGAGAUAUAUUUGUUGGAAAAUCUAAAAGCAUCAUGAUUGCAAAUAUUUCCCCCACUAUUAGUUGCUGCGAACAGACACUGAAUACGUUGAGGUACUCUUCGCGUGUUAAAAAUUUUAAGCAUAAAAUGAAUACCACUGAGGAGGAAGACCCCAAUAGUGAGAAAAUUAGCAUCCUGGAAUCUAGAAGCGGCGAGAUGAACACCUCCGGAGCGGAGGGCGCUGCUAUGAAAUCGAAUUCUCUCAUGCGAAGUGGCAGGGAGAACAUGAAGUCGAACGAGUUGAAGGAGCGGCGUGGUGGCAGUGGCAUUGUAGGUGGUUUGAUGAACCCCUCCCGGAAUGGAAAACAUGUUGUGAAAAAUCAGGACGGCUUACCCACCAACCAGACCAAGUACAACUCAGUCAACGAUAUGGAUAAACUAGCGCAAAAGAAGAAGAAAAAAAAAAGCCUCCUCAAUUUUAAAAGCAAUAACACAAAUUAUGACAGCCUAUCGAGGAAGCAAAAUUAUAUUCAGCAAAAUUACGCCUUCUCGGACACGUCGGAUUUCUCCUCCCUGGAUGAGAUGAAUUGCAACCUUAACAAGAAUGACAAAAAUAUGUUCCUGUCAUGCAGGAAGAAUGCCAAACAGGGCGUGAUAAAAAACAGGAGCAGCUGCGAUGGCGUGUCCAGCAAAGCGAAGAAGACCGAUGUGCAGGUGCAUCGGCACAGCGUUGGCAGCAAGUUAACCAAUUUCCCCAGUGAACGGGAGCGCCUCAAGGAGAGGGCCUUCUUCAGGGGCAACGCCACCACCUCGAGCGGGAACGCCUCAAGCACGAAGCAUCAUAUUGGUGGCGGUAACGUAGUCAUUGGUAGUGGUGCACUCCCAAACAAUCCGGACCACGUGCACAUCCGGCACGCCGACAGGGAAAAGAACAGAGACAGCGACAACAUAUUUUACGAUGCCGUGUCGAAUACGUCCGAAAGCGCCAACCGGUUGCUUCAGCAGAGCGUGCAAAACACACUUAACGUGAAGGAGAAGAACCAAAGAGACGAACACGCAAACAACCCCGCUGCAGCAAUGACGCACAAGAUGAGUUACGAUUACAGCCAACCUGACAGGAGCAACUCCUUCGCCGGGAUAAAGGAGAGACCCACGAAGGGCACCAGCCUUUUUAUCAAUUGUGACGCAGAAAGUACGAUCUACGGGGGGAAGGAAAAUCUACCCUCCACAGGAAACCUUUCCACUGUGCAUCUACACACAAAAGGAACUUCGUUUGAUAAAUCACCAAACGAGGGUGUGCACUGCCCUCCAGGUGAACCUCCACUUGGUAGUAGCAAUGAAGAAUACUGCAACGUGGCAAUGCUCGGUGUACACGCGGAGGUGGGUCUACCCAACAAUGGCAACUCAGUGCAGAACACCUCCAACGAAUUCUUUCCUCACAGUCAAUAUUACAGCCAAAAUUACGGCCAAAGCAGUUUUAACCAAUAUAGCGGAAACAGCCCAACCGAUCUGACCGACAUUAACAGAGUAACCGCUGAGGAGUGCCACAAAAUUGGAAUAUCCGAGACAGCCAAUGCUGGUAGCCAAAACGUACAGCAGAAUGAAUUUUCCCCUGAAGAGCACGCAAAACAGUUCCAGAAAAAUCUGAACAGCAUGGUAGACAAUUGCCUGAACACGCUAAAUAUAGCUAACCUAUGUGAAGACACGCAGAAUAUACUGAACAAUAUUUUGCUCUCAAAAUAUACGGCAGAUAAAGAAAUGUUAAUAAGAAGGUAUAUCAACGAGGAUGUAAAUAGCAUGAGCUUGGAAAAGUUAGAUAAGUAUGCUCAGCUGAUCUAUGAAAAGAGAAAAACAAUUCUCAGUAAACUUCUUUUUUUGUUCAAAAAGAAUGUGGAUGUACAGACAAAUAAUGAAACAAGUGACUUAAAGAAAGAUCUGGUUAUGUGUCAUAUCUGUAGUAACAAUCCAGAUGACCAGUUCCAUUUUUAUGCCUACAGUAGAUUAGAAAAAGACAUGAUAAAUUUAAUAACGCUACGGCAACUAUGGUGCGAGAGUGAGAACUUGAGGCAACUGCAUCAGUACCUCAUGGUGGAAUAUCAGAACAAAUCUGCCAAUUUAAUCACCUUUAAUGUUUUUCCGAAUAAAAAUAGCACCAGCUCAUUGAAUAAGAAGUAUGUGGAGGAUGCCAAGGGGCAGUCCGAAACCGCGAGGUCCGCUGUGGGUCCUCUGCAGUAG
Molecule: messenger RNA, 3213 nt
Organism: Plasmodium coatneyi
Lineage: Eukaryota; Apicomplexa; Aconoidasida; Haemosporida; Plasmodiidae
Product: Kinesin-like protein
Exons: 2
Coding region: 1-3213 (1070 amino acids)
Biological process (GO): microtubule-based movement
Molecular function (GO): microtubule binding; ATP binding; microtubule motor activity
Source: RefSeq, a predicted model, not a curated record